Lecanosticta acicola is the source of this 1848-nucleotide messenger RNA. The record is from the annotation of a GenBank genome assembly. NCBI's taxonomy places the organism in Eukaryota, Fungi, Ascomycota, Dothideomycetes, Mycosphaerellales, Mycosphaerellaceae.
AUGUAUACAGCAUCUUUCGCCUUCUUUGAGGCCUUGUGGGAGGUACGGAGAGCCAUCUCACCGCAAGCAAUGCACCGGGACUGAUAUUUCAAGCAGGCCGGCGUAACCCACUGCUUCGUCAAUCUCGGCUCCGACCACCCCUCCAUUAUCGAAGCGAUCGUCAAGGGCCAAAAUGAGAAACAAGGAGCGUUUCCUCGCAUCAUCACCUGCCCGAAUGAGAUGGUAGCUUUGUCAAUGGCAGACGGCUAUGCCCGCCUCACGAACAAGCCACAGGCAGUCGUCAUCCACGUCGAUGUUGGCACUCAAGGUCUAGGAGCUGCGGUUCAUAAUGCAAGUUGCGGAAGAGCACCGGUCUUGAUAUUUGCAGGGUUGAGCCCAUACACAAUAGAGGGAGAAUAUAGAGGAAGCAGAACAGAGUACAUCCAUUGGAUCCAGGACGUACCAGAUCAGAAGGCCAUUGUGAGCCAAUAUUGCCGGUAUACUGGCGAGAUCAAGCGAGGCAGGAAUGUGAAACAGCUGGUCAACAGAGCUUUGAGCUUUGCAACGAGCGAGCCAAGAGGACCUGUCUACCUUUGCGGCGCCCGAGAGGCAAUGGAGGAAGAAAUCGAGCCAUACCAGAUCGAACAGGCGCACUGGACCGCUGUCGAGCUUGGUGGGCUUACUAAGAAGCAAGUGCAGCUGGUAUCGGAAGCUCUGGUCGAUGCGAAAGAGCCGCUAGUCAUCACAGGCUACAGUGGACGGAAUCACGCAUGCGUUGAUGCUCUAGUCGACUUGGCAUCAACUGUCAAGGGGUUGAGAGUCCUCGACACUGGAGGAAGUGAUUUGAACUUCCCUGCAAACCAUCCUGCCUGGCUCGGACUACGAUACGGCGUGGAAGAGAGAAUCAAGACUGCGGACGUGAUCCUGGUACUUGAAUGUGAUGUGCCCUGGAUUCCAACUCAAUGCUCGCCAAAGAAAGACGCCAAAAUCUUCCACAUCGAUUGCGAUCCGCUGAAGCAACAAAUGCCAGUCUUCUACAUCAAUGCAGUCGCAAGAUACCGAGCUGAUGCGGAAACUUCAAUAUCUCAGAUCGCAGCUCACAUCAAAACCUCCUACCAGGACCAAAUUACCUCUCAGGACUUUGUCGAUCGCGGCCUUGCUCUAGAAAAGAGCUACAAAGAACGUCUCGAUGCAAUCACUUCACAGGCCAAGGUCAGCGACGAAGGCUACUUUGGCACGCCGUAUCUGAUCUCGCAGCUUCGCGCUGUCUGCCCACCAGACACCAUCUGGGCAGUCGAGGCGGUCACGAAUGCGCCAAAGGUCAACGAUGCUAUCCGGCCUACUAUACCCGGGAGCUGGAUCAACUGUGGUGGUGGCGGUCUCGGCUGGAGUGGAGGCGGUGCGCUUGGAGUAAAACUUGCAACAGACUACUCGGCGGGCGGGGCAAACAAAGGCAAAUUCGUGUGCCAGAUUGUUGGCGACGGGACGUACCUCUUCAGUGUGCCUGGCUCGGUUUAUUGGAUUGCACAAAAGUACGAUAUUCCGGUGCUGACGAUUGUGCUGAAUAACCAGGGCUGGAAUGCACCAAGAGCUAGUCUGCUGUUGGUCCAUCCCGAGGGUGAAGGUAGUAAGGUGUCGAACGAGGAGCUGAACAUUUCAUUCGCGCCCACACCAGACUAUGCAGGCAUCGCAAAGGCUGCUUCGGGUGGUAAGGCUUGGGCAGGACAUGCAGGGACGGCACAGGACUUGCAAGCAAAGUUAAAAGAAGCUGUUGAGGCGGUGAAGAGCGGAAGGUGUGCUGUGUUGGAUGCGCAUCUGGACGGACCGCAGGGCAAAUACCCCGGAGAGAAGGCUGCUUUGGUUGGGUGA